Calliphora vicina (urban bluebottle blowfly) is the source of this 6034-nucleotide messenger RNA. It is a transcript of the gene Nup214, whose product is annotated as nuclear pore complex protein Nup214. Bases 109 to 5886 code for a protein of 1925 amino acids. Gene Ontology annotation, cellular component: nuclear pore. The record is from RefSeq and is a predicted model, not a curated record. Gene Ontology annotation, biological process: protein import into nucleus; RNA export from nucleus. Lineage: Eukaryota; Metazoa; Arthropoda; Insecta; Diptera; Calliphoridae. The transcript is spliced from 11 exons. Gene Ontology annotation, molecular function: structural constituent of nuclear pore; protein binding.
AAAUAUUUUAUAAAUUUACUAAAUUUAUGGUGAAAAUAAAGACAAAUUAUAGCAUAUAAAAGUGUAAUUUAUAAAAUUAAAGUAAAGGUUGAAAAAUAAACUAAAAACAUGGCUCUAAAUGCACCACCAUCACAAGAUGUGCAGGAUAUACAAUUUAAAUUACAUGACAAAUUCACCAUAUUUCCCGAAGGAAAAGAGGUAAAAAGUUUGGUUAGUUUACUGGCCGUUUCCUCUUCCAAAGGUCUUCUAUUUGCCGGUAAUCCCAAUAGCAAAGAAUUGAAAGUUUUCAAACUACGAGAUGUGGUAGAUGCCAAGGCAACCGGCCAGGAAUUGAAAGUUCGAGUGGUAAAUUUACCGGGCGAACCCAAAGUUUUGGCCUGUAGCUGUGAUGGUUCUAUGCUGGCUAUUAAUUAUGUUUCAAAUAAUACAGGAUUUCUACAAAUCUAUCAAGUUGAUAGUUUUGUUACAACGACUUUAAACUCUUUGUAUAAUUUGCCUGUGGCUCCUGAAAGCAAUGUUUUUGCUUUACAAAUACUUUGGAAUCCCGUCAUACCCAAUAAUGUAGCCUUGAUACUAACGGAUGGCUCUGUGGCCAUGUUUACUUUAAAUAAUGGUCAAUAUGACAAGGUUACUAUGGCCAAAGAACAUCAAGUCAAAUCAGGCUGCUGGUCCCCCAAGGGUAAACAAAUUGUUUUGGGUUUCCCUGAAGGAAAACUACAACAGUUCAAACCCAAUUUACAACCUGCUCGAGCAAUCCCUUGUCCACCUGGCAUACAUCCGGGUCCAUUUGACUGUAUUGCUGUUCACUGGCUGUCUACAUUUCAGUUUGCCGCCAUUUUUCUGCAAAGAGGUCAAGAUAUGUGUCCUUCAUUGUUUAUAGUUAAUGCACCGAAGGCGGGACAACCUUCAUAUAUCAACUACUAUGAUGUUUGCUAUAGUGCUCCGGGACCACGUAUACAACAAUUGUCAUUUAACCAUAUUUCUCAGUGGAAUCUACUGUUGGUUAGCUCUGCUAAUGGAGUAGAGGUGGGUUUAUUGGGCACCAAAGAUGCUGGUGAUACACCAAAUUGGAUACAAUACACUUUGUUGGAUGAGGCUCGCAUAGAAAUGCCUUUAACCGAGCGAAAAGAUGAAACUUAUCCUUUAGGUUUUGCCUUUGACACAUCCUCUUCUCAUCAAGUAGUUAUUGGUGAAAAGAGAUUUCCUGUUAUGCCCAUGAUUCACGUCUUAUCUACCCAUGGUCAUUUGGUGUCAUAUAAUUUUUUGAAUUUAUCACCUAAUGCUGUCGACGUUUGUUCGCCACCACCUCCAUUAAACGAUAUCUCGGGACAGUUUGUUGCCUUAAGGGAGACUAUUGCAGCUGGAGUUCCGUUAGCGCUGGGAAAUCAAAACAAACCGGCUACUGCUGAACAAGUUGGGGGAAAUAGGCCACCAGCUGGUGGUGCAGGUUUUGGCGAUAUGACUUUUUCGUUGGGUUCCAAUAUGGUCACUUCGACACCGGCAGUAAAGGACAAACCGGUAUCCUUAUUCGGUGCACAGAUUGCUGCUCCGAAACCUACUACAGGUUUUGGUUUCCCCGCAAAUACAGCAGCUUCCUCCGCAGCCCCAGCCCCAUCAACCACAACAAUAACAGCAAAUAAACCCUCUACAGGAUUUGGUUUUGCAGCAGCACCCGCAGCAACUGGUCAGCAAUUUGGUGGCAUGACAACAGGAACCGCAUAUGGAGGUUUUUCAGGAACUGGUUUUACAGCUAAACCCAGUGAACCCAACAAUCAAACUUCAACACAAACACAGUCCGUACAAUCCGCCAAUACUACUAAUAAAAAUCCGGAAGUGAAUAAACCUUUAUAUACAGUGCCAGCCACAUUUACACCACCUAAUGUGCAGCAGCAGCAACAACAGCCCCUCAAAUCGGAACCAAAAGCAAUACAACCAGCUGCAGCGUCAAAUAAAAUGAGUUUAAAUACAGGAGAAAUCGAUGAGGUGGUAAAACAAAUGAUUGUCAUACAAAUAGAAGCCUUUGAAAUGGAGCUAAGACACAUACGACAACAAUCCAAGCAAUUAAUGGAAAAUAUUGGCUCCCCCGAUGAAAUUAAAUCCUAUACAAAACAAUUAAAUGAUCUACAAGAAAUUGUUGAACAGGCCGAUGAUCAUGAAUUUGAACAAGAUGUACAAAGUUUAAGGCAUUCGAUGAAUGAAUCGUAUGCCAUGUUGGCUGAAUGUCGCACCAAACUGGAUUUAUACAAUAAUCCCAACUUGACACGUUUGUCUACCGUUACUUCAACGGAUCCCACCAGUCGCCGCCAGCUGGCUAAAUUACAAGCCUAUACAGCUUCGAAUCAGAAUCAAUUGUCUCAAUUGAAUCAGCUAAUUGAUGCCCAAUGGUCUCAAUAUCAAGAUGUUGUACGCCGCAAUUCGAAAAAUCAAAUGCAUAUCCCUUGUUUGGAUGGCAUUUAUCAGCGCAUGUCGAAAUUGAAGGAUUUAUUGUCCAGACAAAGAACUAAAAUGAAUUAUAUUAAAACAAAGCUAAAGCAGAAGGGCUUAAAUUAUAAACCACCCAGUGAGGUGGAUGUAACGUCGGUGGCAGUGGGGGCUUUAACAAAGAAUCAAAGCACCAUGGAAUCUUUGGCUGAUUCCAUAUUGUCCAUGAGUUUAUCACAAGUUGUUUCCCAAACUCAAGCAAAAUUAUCAGAAGACAAAUUAAAUGCAAUAAGAAAUUUUACAAAGAGGCAACAUCAGAUUGCCAUCAUCAAACCAAAACGACCAGAUCGUAUAGGACUGAAAUCAGAAGUUAUUUUGGAAACGAAAUUGGAAACAGAACGUAAACAAAAGGAAAUGGCUAAAAAGCAGCAGCAGCAACAACAACAGCAGCAGUAUCAAAAACAACAACAGCAGCAGCAAUAUCAGCAACAACAUCAACAGCAGCAAUAUCAGCAACAACAACAAAUGCAGCAGCAAUAUCUGCAGCAACAAUAUCAGCAACAACAACAACAAUUUGCAGCCUAUAACACUCCUGUAACCAUGCAAAAAGUAGCAGUUCCAAAAUCCCAGGAACAACAAAACUAUCAAACACAAUUGCAGCAACAAUUGCUAAAACCUCAAGCUACCAUGUCAACAACACAACAGCAGCAGCAACCAAUAUUAGCCAAACCUACCGCUUCAAAACCUAUAGUCUCCUCACAACCUCCUACAUUUAUAACGCCCACAUCUUCAACAGCGGCUACUUUAUCCUUUGGCGGCAAUAGCUCAUUUGUUAAAACCUCCAUAUCUACAUCAGUACCAAAAUCAGAACCUAUAGCCACAUCCACACCCUUUACUGGCUUUGGCAUGACAACGUCACAGUCUCAAGCACACAGUUUUAGUCAACCCAAACCCAUGCUUAAUACGGCCACCUCAAUAGCCAAUGAAACAAAAGAAAAUCAGCCUACUACAACACCAAUUUCAUUUUCGGCCAAAGUAAUUGGUGGCAAUGAUGUCAAACCUUUUGCUAAUUUGGGCAAUAAAACGACAACGCAAAACAAUAUGGUGCAGCCUCCGGCACAAGGUUUUGCAGCUCCCACUUCUGGAGGAUUUUCGGCAUUUGCCACAACAAAACCGGCCACACAAUCUAGCAGCCAGGAUAAAGAGGAUAAUAAGAAAGCAGAUGAAGCUCCUAAACAGUUUGGCUUCUCAACCUCGACUGCAACAACUUCAGCCACUACAUCUGCAGCUCCCGCAUUUGGAGGCUUUGCCGGCUCUAACAAAUCCACAACAACUCCUGCUCCCUUUACUACUACCCUAUUUGGUUCUAACACUAGUACUGCUUCCACCACACCAUUUGCGGCUCUGUCAACUUCCUCUUCGUAUUCUUUUAACUCUGCUCCCACUUCAGCAGCAGCUAAUAAUUCAACAAAAGCUGUAACCAUUACAACGUCUACUUCUCAGCCGGCAGCGACCAGCACUGCUAAACCUGCUGAAAUCAAAACAACCACAAUUAGUUCUGCAAAUACUACAACGACGAGUGCAUCAGCCAGUUCAAGUUUUAGUUUCAUUAGCCCUGCUCCAUGCAAUACCACCAAAUCCUCUGCAGCGCCUAACGUCACUAUAACCUCAACAGGCCUACCCGAACCUAAACCUGCUGCACCUGCUACAGCAACUACAUGUAGUACACCAACUCCUUCGGCAACAGGAGAGCCUUCAGAUUCUUUACUUGGCUCCCUUAACAUUUGCAAACCUACUCCUAAAGAAGCUGGGGAUUCUAAUAAGGCUGCUAAUGUAUUCUCUGGAUUUGCAGCUUCAACAGCUUCCUCGACAAUCUCUGCUGGAGCAUUUUCCUUCGCAUCUGCAAGUGGUGCUGGAGAUGGAGCGAAAUCGUUUUUGAGUUCGACUAGUACAACUGCAACAACGCCCAGUACAGGGUUUUCAUUUGUCUCAGCUGCCGCUACACCCUCAGCAACAGCAGCUACUUCAGCUACAGAUACUACAACGACUACUACAUUGGCUAAUACAACUACAACAGCUACUGUUGUAUCUACAACAACUGCAGCCACAACAACAUCCUCAUUUUCUUUUGCUACAGCAGCUCCGGCAGCAACAUCUACAGCAGGUUCAUUGUUUGGCUCGCUUUCUCUGUCAUCAUCAACGGCAGCCUCCACGACAGCGGCCACUGCUACGACCACUUCCGCCACACCAGCUGGCAAUAUAUUUGGUGGUGGAUCUUCGGUAUUUGGACAAGCAAACACAGCGGCCACUACAAGUACAACUACUUCAAUAUUUGGAGGUGGCGCAGCAGUAGGUUCGUCAGCACCCUCUUUGUUUGGUUCUACAGCUCCCGCCACAGCUGCUACACCCGGUUCAGGAUCCAUAUUUGGAGCCGCAGCAGCAGCUACACCUCAAUCGGGCGGAAAUGUCUUUGGAGGCAUACCCAAACCAGAACAAUCUGUUUUUGGCGCUACUAAUACGCCCGCACAACCAGCUGGUACUGGUUUAUUUGCAGCUGCUGCUGCAACAAUUAAGCCUCCAGUAGCCACAGGAGGCAGUAUUUUUGGCGGAGGUUCAUCAACAGGAUUUGGUGGUUCUACAGGCGGAUCCAUGUUUGGAGGUGGUAGUGCAGCAGCAUCCAGUACCUUCGGCUCCACGGCCCCAGCAAAUACAGCCAGUUCUAUCUUUGGAGCAGCAGCAGCCGCAACUAAACCAGCUGAAGGUGGUAGUGUCUUUGGUUCACCCACUCAACAAUCACCCACUAGUGGCGGUUCAUUAUUUGGCAAAAGUACAUUUGGAGCAACAGCAGCACCACAAUCCACUGGCAGUAUAUUUGGAGCAGCCGCUCCUCAAUCGCCUACAUCUGGAGGUUUUGGAGCAUCCGGAGGAUCUAUUUUUGGAGGUUCUACUUCAGCUAACACCUCAGCAUCAGGAGGUUCAAUAUUUGGUGCAGCCGCAGCUGCUACAGCACCAGGUUUUGGUGCAUCUAACGCUACACCUGGAUUUGGUACAUUUUCACAGCCAUCUGCUGCUCCCGGCUUUGGCUCUCCUUCGGCUGGUGGCUUUGGUGCUCCAGCUGCCACAGGAUUUGGUUCGCCUCAACAGCAAUCCGGAUUUGCCAAACCAGUUUUCGGUGGUCCUGCGGCCUUUGGCAGUCCUCAACCAGCUUUUGGUGCACAACCCACAUUUGGUGGAGCUCCUACAUUUGGCAGUCCCAAAGGAUUCGGUUCAUUUGCAGCAACAUCUCCUACAGCCACAGGUUUUGGUGCUCCCCCGCAAGGAGCAGCAGCGCCAAAGGGUAAUAUUUUCGAAACAUUGGGCUCCCAAGAGUCUGGUUUGUCAUUUGGAAAUUUGGCUCACACUACACAGGCGCAGCAGCAGAAACCCAGUUUUGGAGGUUCUUCUUUCAUGAACUAUCGUUCUUAAAUGUUUGUAAAUGCCGUUAAGCGUUGUUCUUAAUUAUUUUUAUUUUGUGUAAUUAUUUUUCUAAAUUUAUUGUUCCUGUGUAUCAAUAAUUUUUGUGUUUAAUUUUUUUUCUACUGUUAAAUAAAAUAUUCCAAAUUUGCUGCACGAA